UAGGAGAACAGUGGGGAGGUGAGAAAAUCGUACGAGCUGUUUAAAAACCAAGCCGGAAAAAAGUUUAAAAAUGGAAAUAUGAAAACUGUCUGACACCAGAAUAAUACAGAAAGAGCGCAAUGCUGACUCUACCGUUUGGGGAUCCUGUCAUAAUAGACACUCAAUUUGGGCCAAACUUUCCACGGGACUGCGUGGGUGAAAUUAAGGUCAAUAAACAAGAACCGUUAAAAAACGAGACGAUGAACGACGAGGAUUCGGAGAAGGAUGAGUAUGAAAGGGAGGACGGACAGGACGAGAACGGUUUGCCUCGGAGGAGAGGGCCUCGGAAAAAGAAAAUGACCAAAGCGCGUGUCGACAGGGUGAAGCUGAGACGCAUGGAGGCCAACGCGCGGGAGAGGAGCCGAAUGCACGGACUGAACAACGCCCUGGACAGCCUGCGCAAGGUGGUUCCCUGCUACUCCAAAACGCAGAAACUGUCGAAAAUCGAGACCCUGCGACUCGCCAAGAACUACAUCUGGGCGCUUUCGGAGAUCCUGAGCACAGGAAAGAGGCCUGACCUCUUGGUCUUCGUGCAGACUCUGUGCAAGGGGCUCUCCCAGCCCACCACCAACUUAGUGGCCGGUUGUCUCCAGCUGAACGCAAGGAACUUAAUCACGGAUCAGAUAAACGGGGAGGCGUCUUUCUCUGGCAGGUCACCGUACGACUCAAUGUACACGACCUACCAAAGCACUGGUGUGGUGACGCCCUCCGGACACGGUAGUGGCGCUGUAGAAGCCGUCAACCCCUUCAGGCCGUUCAACUACUGCAGCUCCUACGAGACUUUCUACGAGAGCGUCUCGCCGGAAUGCGCUAGUCCCCAGUUCGACGCCCCCCUGAGUCCUCCUAUGAACUUCAACGGUAUAUUUUCCGUCAAGCACGAGGACCCGAUCGAUUAUGGCAAGAGCUGCCACUAUGGCACGCGUUAUUGCGCAGUGCCGCCGCGCACCUCCAUCAGCCAGAGCGCAAGAGGAUCCUCGGAUCUCCAUUUCCCCUAUGACAUUCACCUCCGCGGCCAAUUUUACCCGGGUCAAGAUGAAUUAAACACGACUUUUCAUAAUUAAUGAGAGAAAGUCAAAUGUGACAAUAGGGUGAUGACUGAAGAAAAAAAAUGCAGGACUUUCAAUCGCAUUACAACAACGUAUUAUUCGUAUUAUUUAUAUUGCAGCCCGUCUCUCUGGGUAGUAACUUGGGUCUGAUGAUUUAUUAUGUAUCCUUUGUACUUGGAAAAUGUGCUAACAGAAAACACAAUGUUCCUAAAUGAAUUGUUUUUAUUGGUUUUAAACUAUCCAACAAAAUAUUUGGUUUGUUAUGCAUAUCCGGGUUAAGAUAUAAGAUCUUUGUUUUCGGUUAAAUUGAAUGUAUGCUAAUCUUUUAUACGCCCACACGGACCAUACAGAGGCAGUUAUACAUUUAUUUAAGAUGUCAGUCAUAUGUUUGCGAUGAGUAUUUAGUCAAAUCCGAGAGCAAUAACUGCUAAGGGUGCUAUGCAAACACACCAUCCUUUCAAAGUCUUUUAAUUCUCGACUUGACCCGCUGAUUUAUCCACACAAUGUUCGCACAAAGUCUUUAAAAUAUUGUGGAAAAAAAGACUUAAAUGGUAUUAGUUAAUCAUUUUUUACCACAUAGGCUACAUUUGUUUAUUCAUUCGUUAAAUGUAAUAAUAACAUAAAUUGUAUGUGUUUGCUUGGAGUCAGAUUUUCCAAAUGAAGAAAGUUUCGUGAGGUUUAACACAGGCGUAUUAUUGAUUGUGACGUCAAGAAUUAUACUAAUAGUAGUAAUAAUAAUAAUAACAAUUUAUUAUUUGAAUCAAUGAAAAGGUAAUCAAUAUAUUUAUUUUCAAACAAAAUAUGAUAGGAUAUCAAAUACAAUGGCUAAAUAAUAAUAAAACAAAAACUAAAUAAUGGCGGUAUAUAUUAAUUAAAGAUUAAUUUGUUUCUUUCAUUCAUUUUAAUGUAAUUUAAAUUUAUAUGUGCGUACAAUCACGUUUUGAACUUUUACAUUUCCAAAUAUUAACUCACGUUCACACAAAUCACAUUGAUCUGAAUGCGCAUAAUUUUACUAAAGGAUGAUAUAGAGAAAAAAACAACACAAAAAUGUAAUUGCAUUACGCAACAUGUUGUUUGACAGCUGUGACUUUUCGACAUCGAUAUAAUAUUGGUGGCACGUUGCUCUGAACAAUCGGUCAAGCAAAUGCAUUUGAAGCAUGUAAAAAAAAUCUAAAAAGAAAGAUGUCCUGUUUAGUGAACUCAUGUCACGGGAAUACUUGCCUUAAUAUAUUUGUUACACAUAAUUUAUGCAAUGUAUAAUGGACGUCUUCAGUGGUGGAUUCGUGAAUUCUUCUCUUUUGUGAGAAUUUCUCUCACAAAAAGGUUGUGAGAUUUGUUUUUGUGCAAACAUGACUGAAUGCACUGAAACUGGUCAUGUGCCGAUUUGU
Messenger RNA from Xyrauchen texanus (razorback sucker), 2473 nucleotides. Its product is annotated as neurogenic differentiation factor 6-A-like. The coding region runs from base 120 to 1100 and encodes 326 amino acids. Gene Ontology annotation, molecular function: protein dimerization activity. Lineage: Eukaryota; Metazoa; Chordata; Actinopteri; Cypriniformes; Catostomidae. The transcript is spliced from 2 exons. The record is from RefSeq and is a predicted model, not a curated record.